AUGCCCCGCACAAAGUUUUCAACAAAUCCGUCUGCAACAUCUUCAUCAGCAACCUUGAACGAUCUCUCCCAUCCAUAUCCUACACCCUCUACCUCGCCCUUACUGGUGCCGACUCUUCCCCCACCACCCUCGCCUCUGUCGGCUUUAGCUGCCUCUUUCACGAUCAAAACGCCUAACAAACAGCAUGUUCACGACAGCACUCUUUCCUUACCCGUUGGCACCACAUUGAGCAUCCCACGUAAGAAUGGCAGCCGCAUUGGUCAGUCAAUUUUAGGCCAGCUGCUGGCUGCUCACAAGCCAGGAAGAGAUCAUCACAAGUUGGCCAGUGAUGCUGCUCUCUCACUCGAGACUAUCCGACCCAAGGAACAACAGCGUCGGUCUAUUCUACCUGCCAGUUGGACGAUAAACUUUCAAAAGCCGUCUAGUACACCAUCGUCUUCUGCCAAGCAGCAAUCUGUUGACAAGAUGACACCAUUAAUAGGAUCAAGCCCACAUAUUGGUCGUAAUGUAAUGGAGAAUUCAGACCAGAAUGAACAUCAUCAACCCAUGCUCCCUUCUGUUUGGCUGGAGAAUGUCCUUUCCCGUCUGUCCCGUUCAGACACGAAUAUCCCACCCCAUUAUGCUACCCUUCCCAGGGUCACUUUUCAGGACCGUGCCAUGCCCCUUCGAUCUGUCUUUGCUGAUUCUGAUGCAUCAGUAGUGAGGGACAAGAAGGAUGAGAGGCGAGGCGUACACAAGAUCAAGACCGCUCUUUCGUCUUCUAACCUCAAUCCAAGAUCCAAAGUCAACGAUAAUGCUUCGCCCAAGACCACAAAUUCCCCGACAAUGACGCGACGCGGUUCAGCGUGUGAACUAGCCCUUGGAGACGAUGCACAUGAACUAUUUCACCAAAACAGACCCAAGGCACUAUCAUCAGCCGUGAUUUCAUCCUCGAUUGUGCCACCAAAGGAAACAUCCCGCAAUGUCCGUCAGCAUUCACUGGACUCAACCAUGUUUGCUUCCAAGUCAACAAAAACCCUUACAGUCCCUGAACACCUACCUUCGUCUUCAACAGAAUCCUAUCCUCCACCAGGCACAACUACGAAGACUACCCGUGGUCGUUUCACUAUCGAGUCAUCCUCUACAGCACCGAACCCAUUUAGAACCAGGACAUUGAGCUGUACGGCUGCAUCAGCUCCACAGAUCCUUGCACAACAUCAGCAGCACUUAUCGACGAGUCAAACAUCCUCUGAGAGGCCAUUAUUAUCCAUUACAACACCCCCUCCAGCCCUCUCAGUCCCUUUGCCCACUCCUUCAUCUCCAUCCACAAAUAACGGUCACUUGUCUUCCUUUUCCACUCCGCGCUCAAUACAUACGGCUGUCCCUCCAUCACCUUCUUCACCUACCGCUACUCAUGUCACAGGUCAUCAGUAUGCUUAUGACCAGUUCUCGAGCAACAGCAACAGCAAUAGCAACAGCAGCACGACCACUCCAAUCUCAAUCCCUCUGGCAAGUAAACCUAAUCAUCAAAGGACACACUCUAGCUCUUCAGUCCAGUCCUCAGCUAGUACUUCGUCCAGGCGAUCACAGGUGAUUAUUCCACCACCAGCGUCUGCAUCCUCCCUCCAUUAUGCAUCGUUUUCGUCAAUCACAUCCACGGGCCCUGUCUCGAAUGCCUCGCCUCUGAUACACCACCAGAAUUUGUCUUCAAGACGUUCUACAAUCAAUAACAACGGUGGCGCUACCAAUAGUAACAAUUUUAGGAAUCUGUCGAUCCAAAUCGUAAAUGGUGGGGACAAGGCAGAUGGAGGUCAGGAUAGCCAUGACAGCCAAGUGUUUCAUAUGGAGACGCCUACGGUUCAUCCGUUGGAUGAAGAUACCUCUGUUCCAGCAACAUCAGUGCUAUCAUCGUCACCAUCAUCAUCUGGAAUAUAUGAGGGUGCCAAUGCUCAAGCAGGGCCACAGGCAGCCCACCAAACCAUGAAUCGAGUCCAUCCAAGACAAGAUUCGAUCGACAGCCCAGCGGAAUGUCAUGCUCCGAUGACAACUAGCAGCAGUGCUUCUGGCCUGAAUAGUGGUCUUAAUAAUAACGGCCGAGGAGGUGCUGGAAUAGGAGUAGAAACAGGAGCGGUCAUUUUGAAUCAACAAUUUGGGCGCCAGGUUUAUGAUCGCGAUUACUCAGCAGAAAUAGGAUAUUUUCGGCAAAGGUCCCUUUCUACCACUAAUGUGGAUAUGCGCAACACGUUCCAAAAGCCAUCCAUUCAUGGUCACCAGCAGUUGCACGAGCAGCCCUUGUUGAAUGGUCCACCACAAGGAUUUUCGUGGAAUGAGCGACCCACAAGAAGAAGCCAUGGCUCUGUAUCGAGUGCAGAUCAUCAUCAUCAUCCGCAUCGUAGUGGUACUCCAAUCAGAUACAUGUCGGAGAACACACUAGGGCCCAUGUCAUCAUCAUACAACUGCAGCUCCAGUUUCUCAUCAUCAUUAUCCUCGACAUCGCAGGCCAGUGAUAUUGUCGUGGUCAAGAAGAGCGCGACAGGACGAAUGUUUACAGUUGAAAGAACACUGCCAGCUAGCCCUACCAAGUCAAGUCGGUUCAUUGUUAUGUCGUCUACCGAUGACCUCUGUGCCUCUACACCAUCCCCACCAGCCAGACCAGCUUCACCACUGCAAAAAACAAGCGAAGACGCAGAAAAAUAA
This is a messenger RNA of Lobosporangium transversale, 2676 nucleotides long. RefSeq lists its product as hypothetical. The record is from RefSeq and is a predicted model, not a curated record. The transcript has a single exon. Bases 1 to 2676 code for a protein of 891 amino acids. Lineage: Eukaryota; Fungi; Mortierellomycota; Mortierellomycetes; Mortierellales; Mortierellaceae.